Molecule: messenger RNA, 411 nt
Organism: Rangifer tarandus platyrhynchus (Svalbard reindeer)
Lineage: Eukaryota; Metazoa; Chordata; Mammalia; Artiodactyla; Cervidae
Source: the annotation of a GenBank genome assembly
AUGAGUGUGUGCGUGUGCUCCAGUGGCUCAGCUGUCUCCAACUCUUUGAGACUUUGGACUGGAGCCUGCCAGACUCCUCUGUCCAUGGGAUUUUUCUAUCAAGAAUACUGUAGCGGGUUCCCACUUCCUACUCCAGGGGAUCUUCCCAAUCCAGGGAUAGAACCCACAUAUCUUUCAUCUCCUGCAUUGCCAGCAGAUUCUUUACUGCUGAGUCAUCGGGGAAGCCCUAAUCAUGAGAAAAACAUCAGACAAAUUCAAGUUGAGGAGACCUCAACAAAACACCUGACCAUACUCCUCAAAACUGUCAAGAUCAUCAAAAACCAGGAAAAUUUGACAAACUGUUUAGAGCCAAGAGGAACCUCAGGACACAGGAUGACUCAAUGCGAUGUGGUAUCCUGGAUGGGCGGCUAG